Molecule: messenger RNA, 1200 nt
Organism: Capsella rubella
Lineage: Eukaryota; Viridiplantae; Streptophyta; Magnoliopsida; Brassicales; Brassicaceae
Product: elongator complex protein 2
Exons: 4
Coding region: 682-921 (79 amino acids)
Biological process (GO): tRNA wobble uridine modification
Cellular component (GO): elongator holoenzyme complex
Molecular function (GO): protein binding
Source: RefSeq, a predicted model, not a curated record
AAACCUUAUCCUCAUCUCUCUCAUCCUCGUCAAAUUCGCUGGAUCCAAUUUUGUUUUUGUUUAACGAAGUCGCUGUUCAAAUCUCUGAUUUGAGCUUCUCCAUGAAUGAAUCGUAUCCAUCAGACUACGAUCACGAAGAAUUCUGGUGGCAUUGGUAACUGGUAAGAGCAUCGAUGGCUUCGAGAAGAACUCCGAUGGAAUUGGAGAGUGGUUUGAGGCAACUCCGAUGGAAUUGGAGAAGAUGAGAGAACCAAUUGUUCAUGAUAAAAGAUAACCGAUGAAGGAUCUCGACGUGAACCCAUUACUCAGUCCGGUAACAACGCAAGAUCGAUGUGUCUCCUCACCUACAAAGUCUGAUUUAAGCAAAGACGAAGGUGAGAAGAACGACGAAGAAGACAACACGAAAGUGAUCAUGAAAAUAGAAGGAUUUAACGAGGGCACAUAAGGUGUUUGGUAAAUUGCCAAGGACAAAAGCUUAUUGUUAUAUGCAAAUUGUUGUUGGCUAAUGGAUGAGGGAAGAGAAUUUUGCAUGACUCAAAACUUUCUUAAUAGCUUAAGUGAUUGUUUUUCCAUUUGUUUAAUUAUCAAAACUCAUAAUUUUUUAACACCAGCAGCAGGAACGAAGAAGAGAAACUUCGUAACCCUUCGUAGCUUCAAUCAAAAAGUCUUCUUUUAUAAAAGAUGUCUGAAAACACCAAAGUCGAAGCAAAGAGAGUGUUCAUAGGAGCAGAAUGCAACAGAGUCGUCAAUAACGUCUCUUGGGGAGCUUCUGGUCUCGUCUCUUUCGGUGCCCAAAACGUUUUUGCUGUUUUCAGCCCAAAGACUGCCCAGAUUAUUACUACGCUUCCAGGUCAUAAAGCUUAUGUGAAUUGCACUCAUUGGUUGCCCAGUGCCAAGUUUGCUUUCAAAGGGUGGAAUUGACGAAGUUGAGGAUCUAAGAGCUGCAGUCAUGGGAGAGCUUGAAGAAGGACUGGAGCUUAGAUUAUAAUACUCGCAUCCAUGUUUGUUAAAGCGAGACCAAGUCUUUGUGUGUGUGUGUUGAUCAUGAAAUAUUAACUAAUGGAACGUAACUACUUGUUGUAUCAUAAAAAAAAUGUUGAAAGUUUUUAAUUGAUUUUACAAGAUGUUGUUUAGUGAUAACGAGAAGCAUAUAUAACAAUUUCAUGUAAAGUUUUUUAAGUACUUCUUAAAGCCAUGUAA